AUGGCGACCGGGCUAGUGUCGUCUCUCCUGUCGUCGCUGACCAAGCUGCUCGACCUCCUCCCGAGCCCGCCGGCGGUUUCUUGGCCUCCUCGCAGCUCCGGCGGGCGGUCCACCGUUUCCAAUGAUCUGCAGCGGCUGGAGCGGCUGCUGCGGCGGGUCCAAGCCACGCUCGACGACGCCGGGGAGCGAGAGCUCCGGGACAGCUCCGUCAAGUUGUGGAUCGAGGAGCUCACGGACUUGGCCCGCGACGCGGAGGACGUCCUCGACGACCACCGCUACGAGCUGCUGCGGCGUCGGGUCCAAGAACGCCAAGGCGCCGCCUUCGCCGCCUCCGCCUCUACCUCACGCAAGCGAAAGCACGAAGACGACGAGGAGGAGGAGGAUGGCGGCAUCAGUGAGAGAAUUGGGGAGAUCACGCGCCGGUUCGAGGAGAUCUCCAGAGAUCGAUCCGCCUUGCAGCUUGGACCCGGGGACGGGGAAAGAAUCGCAGGGAGGGACUUCCAAUGGGAAUCAAGAACGACUAGCCACCUUCUUGAUGAAUCCCUUGUUUUUGGUAGGUCCAACGAGAAAGAGAGCAUCAUAGAGUUAGUGUUGUCUUGCAGUCAUGGCACUGGAACUCAAGUUUUGCCAGUUGUUGGAAUGGGUGGCAUUGGCAAGACCACGGUAGCACAGAUGGUUUAUAACGAUAGCCGGGUCAAAGAACGUUUUGAUCUCAGGGGUUGGGUUCAUGUCUCCCAAACAUUUGAUUUACGCAGGCUAACGACUGCGAUCGCCGAGUCCUUGACCUGGAAACAAUGUGGAUACAAUGAAUUAAGCUCUGUUCAUCAUGUUCUGGAGGAAGAGACAGAUAAAAAGAGUGUGUUCCUGGUGCUGGAUGAUGUAUGGAAUGAACGGGAAAGUUGCUGGCAAGACUUGCUGUGUCCACUCAAGCUUGCUAAAACUGUGACAAUCCUAGUGACUACUAGGAGUAAAGAGGUAGCACGCCUUGUGCAGACAGUUGAUCCCUUUGCCCUUGGCUCACUGCCUAAAGAUUAUUGCUGGUUGUUGUUCUGA
Molecule: messenger RNA, 1053 nt
Organism: Phragmites australis (common reed)
Lineage: Eukaryota; Viridiplantae; Streptophyta; Magnoliopsida; Poales; Poaceae
Product: putative disease resistance protein RGA3
Exons: 2
Coding region: 1-1053 (350 amino acids)
Molecular function (GO): ADP binding
Source: RefSeq, a predicted model, not a curated record